UGAUCCUCAUUCUGGGAUUCGUGAAAUUGACUUUGGUCUUGGUAAAAGUAACCGUGAUGUAUACCUUCUCGGAUGGCAGAGACAUGAUAAUAUUACACACAUUUCAUUAGAUUAUUGUAUUGAAGAUGGCAUUCCAGCAUGGUUUAAAAUCAGAGCUACUAAUAAUGUUUACCUGCGUGGUGUGGGACAUUCAGACUUUCCUAUCAUAGUGGACAGAAGUCCACCUGAACCUGGUGUUGUAUUUGAUGGUGACAACCACGGGGUGGAUAUUGAUUUUCAGUCAAUGCCUCACAUCUGUGCUAAUUGGCAGAAUUUCCAUGAUUUACAAAGUGGAAUAAGUAAAUAUACAUGGGGUGUUGGAACUAAUCCAGGAAAUGACGACGUUGUUAGUUUUCAUGAUAUCCCACAUACAGUAUUACAGCUAUGUAGUAUGAAUAUCAGCUUGACUCACAACACAACAUAUUACUCUACAGUCUUUGCUUAUAAUGCUGGUCACAAACGACUCAAUGUAUCUGUAAUCUCAAAUGGAGUACUCUAUGAUGCCACACCUCCAAUGACAGGUGAACUACGUGAUGGUUUAGAUCCUCAUACUGAUAUGAUGUAUUCAUCAGAAUCAUCAUCGGUAUCAGCUAACUGGGAUGGGUAUGAUGACCCAGAGUCUGGAAUUGGAAAAUAUGAUGUCAGUGUCUAUAGAAGACAUGCUGACAUAGAUAGCACCAACGCAACAUCUACCAUAGAACUCAUCCAUGGUGUUACAUCUCUAACGCCAGAUACCAAUUACAUCAACUGGCAUCACUUCCAUUUACAUCAUGGAGACUUUGUUUAUGUGCAACUGGAUGCUGUCAAUAAAGCUGAUAACCCGACAACUACACAGUCUGACGGUUUCACUAUUGAUAUGACUAAUCCCAUCAUGCAUUUCUUGGGAGAUGGAGUAAAUACUGGUGUGGAUUUACAAUAUUCUGAAUCCGUGGAUUCCUUGGCUGCUGAAUGGGAGAUAACUGAAGAUGAAAGUAUCAUCAUAUACACUUCAUUCUCUUAUGGAAGUUAUUCUGGUGCGCAUGAUAUAUACAAUAUAACUGACGUCACUGAUGGAUACAGUGUGCCUAAUGGUAUGGUGGUACCAGAGGGAAAUGGAAAACCAAAUAUUCUCACAUUGAGGUCACUCAACAAGGUUGGUUUGUGGACUGAGUCUAUAUCCGGUAGUGUGACUGUUGAUACAUCUCCACCAAUAGCGGGAACUGUAGAGUGUCCUAGAUACAGUGUAGCAAUUGAUGAACUGUUCUGUUCAUGGAGUCAUUUCUAUGACGAGGAAAGUUUUAUAUCACAUUAUGAAUUUGGCAUUGGAACGUCAGAAGGAGAUGAUUCACGAUUCCCUUAUACAAAGUUGCCUACACAUGUCACCAGUUAUAGAGCUAGAGAUUUACAAAAUGGUGGUCUGCAGCACAAUGGCGUAUACUAUGCAACCGUCAUUGCAUACAAUGGUGUCGGUUUGAAAUCACAAUCUUUCUCACUACCUAUUGUAAUUGACGGAACCCCUCCAAUACCAGGAAGUGUUAUUGAGUUGAGUGGAGUUGAUGAAAUUGAUGUUACCACAGACAAUACAGAGCAGAUUACAACGUGUUCUUUGGGUGAAGACUGUGCAUAUAUGGAUGUUGUUUGUCAGAAAUCUUUAACUCAGAUUUCAUUGUCGUGGCAACCCUUCCAAGAUCCUGAUACACCUAUUAUAAGGUACCAGGUUGCUGCUGGUACAUCACCAGGUGGUACACAACUACAGGAAUAUCAGGAUGUACCACUAGAUUCUUACUACACAGUUAUAACAGGACUUGAUUUAACUGAUGUCAAACAGGGAUAUGUGUCUGUUAAAGCUACAAAUGCUGCAGGAUUGACGUCUAUUGCAAUGUCUAAUGGUGUAUUCAUCAGUCGAAUUACUCAAGGUUUGCCCUCUAUUGGUGAAAGUUAUGUAUGGGAUGGUGACACCGAUAAAGACUUGGAUUAUCAAGAAAACAUUGAAAUGCUGAGUGGCCAUUGGGAUUUCAGUGGUGAUCCUUGUCCAAUCAGAAAAUAUGAAUGGUCUAUCCAAGGAUUUGAUGGUACAGAAAUACAACCAAUGGUGGAACUCCCUGAAGGUCAAACAUACGGUGAGAAUGACCAAGUUUCUUUGAAAGAUGGAGAGUCUUAUUACCUUGUUGUCAGGGCAACCAAUCUUCUUGGAUAUACUCAGUCAAUCAGAUCCAAUGGUAUCUCUAUACAAAAAGAUCCGUUGUUGCCAGGCCAGGUCAAAGAUGGUGACGUGAUUGGUUUUGACAUCAACUACCAACCAUCAGUGACUCUGUUAUCUAGCAAUUGGGAUGGAUUUGGACUGGAUGGUCUCAUGACAGGAGAGAUUCGUGGCCAACAACACCAGAUGAUAGAACACUAUGAAGUAGCAGCGGGAACCGAUCGUAGAUACCCAACAACGAGGACCAAUAUCCAUCCAUUUAUUCAUGUUGGUCUCAAUAAAACACACACAUUCACUGAUCUACAUUUGGUACCCAAGUCAGUAACUUACUACAUUACUGUGAGGGCAUACAGUGUGUCUACUGCAAUGAAAGAAGUUACAUCUAAUGGUAUUCAAGUAGGAUAUGGUGGUAAAGCGGUGUCACUGGGUGAGGUCAGAGUAUCAAGAUACAUUCCGUCGAAGACAACAAUGACAAUAGCGUGGGGUGGCUUUGAAUUUACUAUGCCAAUAAUGUUUUACCAAUGGGGAAUAGGAACUGUGGACAACAAUAUUGACGAACUCACUUGUACACAAUUGCAAAAUUUCAACGAGGAAGGUGAACUUCUUAGCAAUCCAGAAUAUUCUCACCUAUUUGAUAUGCAUUCCUUAACAAACACUGGUAAAGAUACAAUGGUGAGCCCUGAUGACCUGGAAUUUGAGGAGGGUCAGACAUAUACGGUGGUUGUCAUAGCAACAGAUGAGUCUGCACAGUGUUCCUUAGUGACAGACAUUAUUACUAUAGAUACCACUCCACCAGUUGAAGGGAGGUUACAGAUAGGUGCAUUUCAGAAUGAAGAUGUAAUGUACACAAAGCAACCUGAACAACUUGAUGUGACUUGGAGUGGUUACUAUGACGACAUUAGUGGUAUACAACAUUAUGAAUUAGCAUUGUAUGAAGGCCAGUCUUGUCAAGAUAGUGGUGAUUUGAUUAAAGUAAAGGACUAUAUAAAAGUAUUACCCAAUGAUACUGACUAUACCUUUCUUGAUUUACAACUCCAGCCAAGUCGUCCAUAUUUUGUACAUUUAAGAGCAACUAAUAAUGCUGAUCUAUCAGUGAUUACAAUAUCACCACCAAUAUUACUAGAUGUCGUUGACCCCAUCAGUGGAGUGGUCAAAGAUGGCGAUAACUACAAAGUGGAUAGAAUGUAUCAAAGUUCAACCAAUCACAUGGAAGGUGUUUUUCUUCAUCUCCCUAACCCUGAUAUCCCAGCAUGCCCCACAAGAGACUUCUCAUUGGACAAUCCACCAUCUGGUACUGAUUGGUUAACUGUCAUCGAUAGAGGUAUUUGGUCGCUAAAUGCAGAGCAGAGAAUUGUGUUCACUAAUAAUCAGGUGUCAUAUGCCGAUAAUGGUUUGUCAAUCACCAUGACAAGGGAUGUUAAUAACGAAGAAAUGAAGUCAGCUGCUGUAUCUUAUGCCAACUCGGAUGUUCAUGGAGGAGGAAAAUAUCAGGUUGACAUAUUGGCAGCUGGUGGUGAGACCCAUGCCGUAUCCAGUUUUAUAUUCUGGGAUGGUCCAUCUGGUGUUGUCGGCGAUUUCAAUGCACCGUUGGGAGAGAAGAGUUGGCAAGAUAGUGUGAUUGAAAAUAAAGAUUGUACAUGUUGUGAAAAUGAUAAUAUGACAGAGAAUUCAACCCAGGAAACAGUUACAUCUUCUCAAAAUAUUUGCGAGUGUAAUUGCACGGCAUACUUCAAACAAAUCAUCGAUAGAACAACACCAGUUGUCAUGUCUACUGAUGCAUCAACAGUAACAUCCAAUCCAUGGCAAGUCAUAGAAGAUGUGCUUCCUGGCAAAACAUACACCAGAGAUGAAAGUAUCAAGAACAAUGCCCAGACAGCGAUAGGACUCCAGCUACAUUCAGGGGUCAGUGUAAAUGGCGAGAUUAAACAUUUUGCCGUGGUCUGGAGUCGCUAUGUAAAUGACACAUAUGAACCCAAACAUGAGAUUAUUGAACUUUCAUUUGACCCAUCACAAGCCUGGCACACAUACUGCUUGGUGCUUACCAUGGAUGAUGUUGGUGACAAGACUGACUGGACAGUUGAGUUCUUCAUUGAUGACGUUGCAGCAGCUAUUAUGUCUGGUGUCCCACAUCUGAGUGACAAUGCAAAGCUUAUCAUGACAGUAUGGAAUAGAUUAGAUUUUGUGCCUGAGAUUACAGAUUUCUUCAAUCCACCUACAAGUACAGCAUCAUUUAGGAACCUAAGACUGCCACCAUUUGUUGAAACACUGUGUCGCUAUGGUGAUCCUUUUCGAAAUGGUGAGAAUGCCAUUGAGGGUUUCAUGGCAGGAAUUGGUUCUCAACGCUUACAAGAUGAUGUUGUACCAUUCAGAAUAGUGACCAGUCCAUGUAUCCCAUGUGUCAAGCCAUGUGAUUUAUAUAACUGUGAUAGUUCCUGUUCAGACAGUACAACUAGUGUCCAUCAUAUAGUGCUAGGAGACUUGAAUUUAAACCCCGAUGUUAUGAUUGAAGAAGAUGGUCAAAAUAAAACAGUACCAGUACCUUAUUAUCUCACUGUCAAAGGUGUAACAGGUUCAGGACGAUCAGCUGUUGCAUCUUCCAAUGGAGUGAUAAUUGAUGUAACUCCACCAGUUAUUGCUGAUUUAUACCAUGUUGACAUGUCAUGGUCUGAUUCAGAACCCACUGAAUAUCAGAGUAGUAAUACUACUAUAGCUGCAAGAUGGGAAGUAUAUGACAUAGGUAGUCAGGUCAAAGAUAUCCAGUUUGCUAUAGGCACAACACCACAUGGAAUUGACUUACAAGACUUCACAUCUGUGGGAUUGCAGUCAUUUGCUUUGAAUGAUGAUUUAGAUCUCGUGAAUAGAGAUCGUUACUAUGUAACUUUAAAAGUAACAAAUAACGCUGGACUAGAAAGUAGCAUGUCAACAACUGGUGUGACUGUGAUAGCUGAUUCACCUGAUACUUCCAAUGCCACUACCUCAACAUACUGUGGUGAGCCACUUGGCGAUGGUAUUGAAAGAUGCAAUGAUCAAAAUGUCGUAGGUUUGUCAUGGGAUGCAUUGGAUGAUGAUCUCAUAGAGGCUUACUACUUUAGUGUAGGGUCAUCUGAUGACAGCAAUGAAGAUGUAAUUCCAGAAGUCCAAGUUGGAUUGAAUGCGUCAGGUUCAGUCCAUGUGGAAAGUGGCAUCCUAGUAAUUGGUGAGACCCCAGCUGCUAAUCUGUCUGCAAUGCGAGAGAAAAAUCCUGAAGAAGAGGAAACAAGAUUGGAGCUAGGUUUACCUGAUGUCUAUACCAAUAAGUUCCUAAUGGAGCCAGGAAAAGUGUUGGUCAGCUCUCUCAAAGUCUGUAACAAAGGUCAUCAAUGCAGUGACUAUACUGUUAAAAAAGUUGCUAUGAUUCGUGAUGAUGAUGAAGUGGUUACAUCAGUGAAUGGGGAAGAUGUGACUCUAAGCUUGACUCAGGAUGAGAAUAAUGAUAUACCAAAAGUGACAAUAUCUACUUCAGGAGGAUUACCAGCAGGUUCUUCGAUGGCAGCUGGGAUAUUGACACCAGAAGAUCUCUCCAAAGAAUAUGGAUCAGAUGCAUCUAAUGAAUAUAGAUCAUUUAUUGUGGACCCAGAAAACACAAAAGAUUCAAUUAGUAGAGCUUUGACUAAUAGAAUUGAAAAAAUUCAUGGCAGUGCAUUUUAUGUUAACUUACUUGGUGACUUCAGUACCAAUGGCAAAAUAAAUAUCACAAUGUCAUUCAAUAUGUCUGAGUUCAAAGCCGAUGCAAGACCUCGCAUUAUCUACUGGCAUACAGAGUAUGAAGAAUGGCAUGAUGCAAGCCAUACAUGUGCUGAUACAUUUGAUCAAUACUAUUAUGAUUUAGACCAAGGGACAAUCACAACCCAGAUUUGCUCCACUACAUAUGCUCCAGAAGUAUUCAGACUUGCGCGUAAUCGUAAACGUCGUCAGGCACCAUCAGAAAACACUUUUAGUGGCCCAACGUCCUUUGUUCUGGCCAAUGUAAACAACGAAUACCAAAACACACCUCCUACCAUUGUAUCAGAUACCACUAUAUUUAUGGCAGAGGACAGUGGCACUGUUCAUUUCACUAUUAGAGCCACUGAUGCAGAAUCAGAUAUCAUAGUAUUUAGAGUUAACGAAAGUUGUCCAUCACCACAACUUGGAUCAGCUGACCUCAAUCUAGAUGAGAUUUGA
This is a messenger RNA of Saccoglossus kowalevskii, 6418 nucleotides long. RefSeq lists its product as uncharacterized. Gene Ontology annotation, molecular function: protein binding; lipid carrier activity. NCBI's taxonomy places the organism in Eukaryota, Metazoa, Hemichordata, Enteropneusta, Harrimaniidae. The record is from RefSeq and is a predicted model, not a curated record. Gene Ontology annotation, biological process: lipid transport.